Moneuplotes crassus is the source of this 1269-nucleotide messenger RNA. NCBI's taxonomy places the organism in Eukaryota, Ciliophora, Spirotrichea, Euplotida, Euplotidae. The record is from the annotation of a GenBank genome assembly.
AAAAGCACUAAAGUGGCUGCAAAAAGAAGCUGGCCACUAAUGGCUGCAACUGUCAUGUUCCUGCUUGGAGUUUUGCAGCUUGGAGUCCUUCCUUGUGCCAUGGCCCAGACAGUCAGACUGCCCCUGAAGAAGGUCUAUUUGAAAGACCACAAAGAGAGCAUUGAGUCAGGGAUUGAGACUAUUGAGGAGAGACAUGGAAGAGGUCUAGCUGAAGUUAAUAUAACGAUGACAAACAUCUAUGAUAUGCAAUAUUAUGCAAGUCUUCUCAUCGGAGAUGCUAAACUAAACCAGACCUUCCUAUGGGAUACAGGGUCUACACUUAUGUGGAUUCCUCUAAACAACUGUUCUUCGUGCCCAAGCACCAAUAAAUAUACUCCAGCAAGUUCUUACUCAAGCACAGGCACAAGGCACACUAUCAACUAUGGUUCAGCACAAGUAGAAGGGGAUGUUGCCAAUGAAAAAGUCUACAUCAGCUCUUCUUCAGUCCCUGUAACUAUGGAGCUUCUCGGUGUAGAUACAGCUAGUUCAGCUACCCAAAACCUCGCAGCUGAUGGGAUUAUUGGAAUGGCCCCAGCCAUUACCGAAGGAAGACCUGGCACUCUCUUAGUGGAGAAACUCUAUAAUGCAGGAAUUAUCGGCAAGAAUGCUUUCGCAAUCGAUUACAGAUGGUUAAAUGGCACAUCAUCGAUUCUUCUUGGAGGCUAUGAUACUGAUCUUAUCAAAAAUGACAAGGCUUUUGAUUGGAUUAGCUUGAACAAUAAUACUCAUUGGAUUGUUGCGAUGAAUACGGUCAAGUAUGGAGGUACCGAACUUAGCAUGUCAUCUACCAGCGCAAUUUUUGAUUCAUCAAGAUCUUUCACAUCGUUUCAGUAUUCAGAUUUCAUGAAAAUUUGGAAUGAAAUUAAAGAUGGCAAAGAUUGAGGAUACAUAACUGGGACGACUGUAUUUGCUUGCUACUGUGACUCGGUUAAAGACUUUAAAGAUAUCACAUUUAAGCUUGGAGAGCACGAUAUCAAGAUGCCUGCCUCUGCUUACUUCGAGUACUUUGCAGGAACCACUUCCAAUGGAGUUUGUUCACUCUAUAUAAAUUUCUACACUGUAGAUUUUGGUGGCCUUGUGAUCCUGGGAGACUCCUUCCUGAGAGAGUACUAUGUCUACCAUGACGUUCAAGGCCAGAGAGUGGGGCUAUACGGAAAGAACUAUUCGGCCAAUACAUCUGCAUUCUCAGUUCUUGUGUUUAUUAUGUUAUUCAUAAGUUUUCACUUUUAA